Messenger RNA from Thamnophis elegans (Western terrestrial garter snake), 1003 nucleotides. Its product is annotated as guanine nucleotide-binding protein G(I)/G(S)/G(O) subunit gamma-11. Gene Ontology annotation, cellular component: heterotrimeric G-protein complex. Lineage: Eukaryota; Metazoa; Chordata; Lepidosauria; Squamata; Natricidae. The transcript is spliced from 3 exons. The record is from RefSeq and is a predicted model, not a curated record. Gene Ontology annotation, molecular function: G-protein beta-subunit binding. Bases 382 to 603 code for a protein of 73 amino acids. Gene Ontology annotation, biological process: G protein-coupled receptor signaling pathway.
UCCCAGAUUAAAUUUUUCAAGUGGUUUUUUUGCCCCCACUUGGUGACAACUCUUCUAUAGCUGAGCAGUUCAAGAUUCCAUGUAGCAGGAACGGAUUCUUUUUGUGUCUGUGUUUUCUCUUAAGAGCUAUUUUAGCAAAUUUGGGCAUGGCAUGAAGGCACAUGAAGGAAGGUUGGCUGGCUUUCCAUGAAUGUGGAAGGCCUCAUUUUGGUUUGAAGCAAUAAAAACUAGAAGGGGAGGGGGCAAUUUUUGUGGCAUAUAGAUUUGGACAAAUACUGCUGAUGAAUUAAAAUCCUUCAAAUAGUUAGUAGGAGCUUGAGAGAACUGGCUGCAGAAGCAGCAGCUACUGUAGAGAAAUCAGGAAGAAUUCAUGCAAAAACAAUGCCAGCAAUCAACAUAGAUGACCUAAGUGAGAAGGAUAAAUUGAAAAUGGAAGUAGAACAACUCCGAAAAGAAGUCAAAUUGGAAAGGCAACCUGUGUCUAAGUGUUCUGAAGAAAUUAAAAAUUAUAUUGAAGAAAGAUCGGGAGAAGACCCUCUAGUUAAAGGCAUUCCUGAAGAGAGGAACCCUUUUAAAGAGAAAGGAGGGUGUGUAAUUGCAUAGAAGAAUACAGAUAAUUUUGAAACUGGGAAAAAUAAACUACCAUAGUAUACAGCUAGUUUAAUUUAAAGCUCAGGAAUCUUACUGUGCAAAUUAAGAGGUUUUUUUUUUAAAAAAAGCAAGAAAAUAAAUGAUUGUUUUGCUAUUUCCUGAAACAUAUUAUCAUAUUACCAUAUUAUUAAAUUUCUUUCAAGAGGCUGUUUUGUAUUCUUAAUUUCUUGCAUUCGCUGAUUGAAAUUAUUAUUAACCACAGUAUAAUUUUGGCAAAAAAAAAUCUUAAUGAAACAAUAUGACAACCUCCCUUCUGAAUAUAGGAUUUUAGUACAAAUGUCCUCAUGUCAAUGAAUAUAUGCAAUGAAAUUUCAUUUUACUGUAUGCCUAUUAGUGUACAUUUAAAGUGACA